Molecule: messenger RNA, 1912 nt
Organism: Drosophila eugracilis
Lineage: Eukaryota; Metazoa; Arthropoda; Insecta; Diptera; Drosophilidae
Gene: Snx21
Product: sorting nexin-20
Biological process (GO): protein transport
Cellular component (GO): early endosome membrane
Molecular function (GO): phosphatidylinositol phosphate binding
Source: RefSeq, a predicted model, not a curated record
AUGCGCGUUUCACACGCACAAAACAAAGACAUCCGUCCCACUUGCAAUAUUUUUGUUUGGGGCGGGAUUAGUCACUGUAAAUUGACUCAACUCGCCCGCACUAUGCCAACCGCAUAAUCCGCCGUAAACCAGAAGCCAGUUGUAAGUGCCUAGCUGCAGAUCAUAAACAGCAGCACAGCGAAUAACACAAAGAGAUUUUAGACCCCAUAUGCCCAUUCACGCUGUGAUGGCCAAGCGCCUGCUGCCCCACCAACCAUCUUUUGAGGGGGACGCACCCGGUCCGGAUGAGUUGGACAGCCCAGCUAUUGAGGCAGCCGCCCUCGAUAUUCCACCGCCGGAAUCAGAUAAGGCGCUACAAAAGGGUGUCUGGGAGCGUCCAACAAUGAGUUCCGAGUACAAGCCGCCCACCGAUGGAAGCACCGUGCUUCGUUUUGACAUUCUGCUGGCUCACAUCAUGCCUCCCGAUGGCGAGGAUGUGAAGAUCAAGCGGUUUGUUGUCUACGAGCUCACUGUGAAACAGGAUAGUGCCACGGAGGACACUCAGCGCAAAAUCGAGCGUCGGUACACCGACUUUCGGGAGCUUUAUAUGGGCCUAAAACGACUUUAUCCUUUGGAGAUGGCCAACAAAUACUUUCCGGGUAAGGUUUUGAUGGGAAACUUCAAAUCUGAACUAAUUGGCGAACGGAGUGCGGCCUUCGAGACGUUCCUCACAUAUGUUGCGAGUCAAACGAAGCUCCGGGAUUCUGAGGACUUCUUACGUUUUCUACAACAUGAUGAACUGACCAGGGCUUGCCAGUUUUUGGAUGAGCGGCGGAACGAGAUGGCCAUACCCAUUUUGGAGAACUGUUUCAGGGUGCUUAACAAGAUAUACAUGAAUCGAUCGCGGCCAGUGCUCUUGAUACUCUGUCGACUGGUGGCGGCAUGUACCUCAUCCCCGGUGCCUCACCACGCAGCCGAGAGAUGGGCUCUGUUGGCACUAAGUCGUUUUGAGACCCUAUGCGAUAUUGACCUGCUGCCGCUCUACAUUCCCCUGCUACACACCUGCGCUCACCUAUGGUGGCAGCGCGGUCAAGACCAAAAGCCGAUCACGGAUCGUUUAACUGACAUGUCGAGGCAGGGCAUUAACACUGCUAACACCGAAAGCCUUAUGCAGGCCAUUCACAAGAUCGAUCCGCGCACUGAAACCAUAUGAAUCAGAAUCUCUACCAGGUUUAUUAGCAUAAGUUCGGCAUUUUGUUCUGUAGUGUUUAGCUCUCAAGCGUAAAGUGCAAUUAGAGAACGCGUGCAAUUAGUAUUAAGGUGAAAGGAGUAUUUAUCAACCUUUAAGGUAUCAGCAACUUUUAGCAGUGCUGCUCUCCAAAGUAGUUCAUUUUAAAAUUUUACGUAGGAGUUAAAGCCCUUAUUGUUGUCACAAAAACACAGCCAAAUUUAUUCCACAUAUACAUUUUUAAAUGUUCAGUUUCGUAUUUUAAAACUGUGAUUUUUAAAUUAAAAUGUUUUUAUUUGUUGAGCAACAAAUUCAUAAUCUCCAGAUCAUUAACAUAAAAUUGGCCUUUGUCUACAUAUAUACCUAAUACUAAUAUUGCGACUAAAUCAGAAAAUUAAUAUCCGUAACGUCCUACUUUGGUAACUUAUAGGUUAGUCUAAGCCUGUUUAUGUUUCAUAUUACGUAUUGUUUGAUAUCGUUGCAUCGUCUCUGUUGAUUGUACCCGAGAACAGUUUUUCCUCCAAGUAAAUCACAAAUGUAUUAAAGAAAGUCCAUGACGCACAGUCUGAAAAUCCAAGCCUAGAACUCCAUAUCAGCCUGAAAUAACACCAGACACAUCGACCGCAGCUCCCAGAGUUAUUUAUUCUUACAGCCCAAUGCCUUGUGAUUGCUUUUUUCAAUGAAUAAAUAUUAUACUCAAAUGUU